Messenger RNA from Filobasidium floriforme, 1368 nucleotides. RefSeq names its product HAD subfamily IIID h. The coding region runs from base 122 to 1258 and encodes 378 amino acids. Gene Ontology annotation, cellular component: nucleus. The record is from RefSeq and is a predicted model, not a curated record. The transcript has 18 exons. Gene Ontology annotation, molecular function: phosphoprotein phosphatase activity; protein binding. NCBI's taxonomy places the organism in Eukaryota, Fungi, Basidiomycota, Tremellomycetes, Filobasidiales, Filobasidiaceae.
UACAGACAGAGUACACAGAGGAAGGAAAAGGAACUUCGACUAUCAAGCUAUAGACUUCUUCCGGUCUAGUCAUGCUCCCAGGCUGAAGACUUCCAGAUAAAAGAACGCAAACCGGGCCAAGAUGUCGAGCCAGCACGAUGAAUCACCCCCUGACGACUUGAUCAGAGCCAGCCCGGACCUCGAGGCUCAGACGCUCCCGACAGAAAUUGAAGGACUCAAGCCGCUCGCCGGAAGCCUCUCGACUCAAUCGGUCGGGGAAACAAUCGAGGAUGAGGCCUUUGUUCUCAACUUCACCUGGGCUGGCAAGCCCUUUCAGCUUGAAUUGCGAGGAACUGACCGGGUGUACGAUCUCAAGUCCGCCGUCCAAAGCGAGACGGCGGUGCCGCCCGAACGACAGAAGUAUAUCGGCCUUGUAAAGGGAAAGCUUCCAGGGGAUGAGUGCCUAGUAUCUCAACUCGGCGUUCCUCCAAAGUCCAAGUUCGUCCUCGUCGGAACACCGGAAGACAAGACCUUCAAGGAUCCUCACGAAUUGAACCUGUCUCAAUUCCCCGAUACGUCUGACAACUUCGACGUCGCAUAUGGUAGUGGGGAAACGGCAGUCGCUCCGGCGGACGAUCCGCGGAACAUCCGACUGAUCACUCAGAAGAUCAGCGAAUGCCCAAUCAAUCUCAUCAAUCCUCCCCGACCUGGCAAGAAAUUGCUCGUCCUCGAUUUGGACUACACUCUAGUCGAUUCGAAGCCCUUGUUGGCGGGCAGCCUACCUCCGCUCGAAUGCGUGAGACCGACAUUGCACGAGUUCUUGGAAAAGGCGUACGAGGACUACGAUAUAGUGAUCUGGUCACAAACCAAUUACUGGUGGUUGGAAAGCAAGCUUUACGAGUGCGGAAUCAUUGGUGACGAGUCGAAAAGGCACAAGUUGCUAUGCGUUUGUGACCGCAAGAGCAUGUUCCCCAUUUUUGGGCAGAAGAACGGACAAAAAUACAAGCACGAGGUCAAACCGCUUUCGUUCCUCUGGCAACAACCGGAGUUCCAAGGACAGUGGACCGCGAAGAAUACGAUACACAUUGAUGAUUUGAGCCGAAAUUUUGCGCUCAACCCCCACGAAGGGCUCAAAAUUCGUGCUUACCACGGCGCAACUAAUGCCACUCCUGACGACCAACUAAUCAAGCUUUCCCGUUAUCUGAAAAACAUUGCUCAAAGUGACGAUUUCACCCAAUACGACCACGGCCAAUGGAAGAAAAACUUGCCGCCUCGCUAAACGUUCGCGCAACCGCCUGACCGACCUGAAUGUAUCACCGCAGACGCAUCUUAUACGAUAGAAAGUCCGACCUGUCUUAAGAAAAAGGGUGAAAUGACGAUGCGUCUCCC